Messenger RNA from Nakaseomyces glabratus, 960 nucleotides. It is a transcript of the gene GLO1, whose product is annotated as lactoylglutathione lyase GLO1. Gene Ontology annotation, molecular function: lactoylglutathione lyase activity; metal ion binding. The record is from RefSeq and is a predicted model, not a curated record. NCBI's taxonomy places the organism in Eukaryota, Fungi, Ascomycota, Saccharomycetes, Saccharomycetales, Saccharomycetaceae.
AUGUCCUACCCACACAAGAUUGCUGCUGCUCACGAUGACCCAACCUUGAUGUUCAACCACACAUGUUUGCGUAUCAAGGAUCCUGCUAAAAGUAUUCCUUUCUACCAAAAACAUUUUGGUAUGGAAUUGCUGAACAAGCUUGACUUCCCAGAGAUGAAGUUCAGUUUGUUCUUCUUGUCUUUCCCUAAGGACAACGUCGCUAAGAAUAGCGAAGGUAAGAACGAUGUGUUCAGCACUUCUGGUAUCCUUGAACUAACACACAAUUGGGGAUCUGAAAACGAUGCCGACUUCAAGAUCUGCAAUGGUAAUGAGGAACCACACCGUGGGUUUGGUCACAUCUGCUUCUCAUAUGCUGACAUCAACGCUGCAUGCUCUAAGUUAGAAGCUGAAGGUGUGUCUUUCAAGAAGAGAUUGACAGAUGGUAGAAUGAAAGAUAUCGCCUUUGCAUUAGAUCCUGAUGGUUAUUGGAUUGAAUUGAUUCGUUAUGACAGAGAAAACUCUCCAAAGAAGGAUGUCGGUUCCAGAUUCAACCAUACCAUGGUUCGUGUCAAGGAUCCAAAGGCCUCCUUGGAAUUCUACCAAAACGUUCUAGGUAUGAAGCUGCUAAGAACUAGUGAGCAUGAGGCUGCUAAAUUCACGCUAUAUUUCCUAGGCUACAAAGUCAGCUCCGAGGAUAAUGAAUUUUCUCAUGAAGGUGUCCUAGAGUUGACCCAUAACUGGGGUACUGAAAACGAGGCAGACUUCAAAUACCAUAACGGCAAUGACAAGCCUCAGGGCUAUGGUCACAUUUGCGUGAGUUGUAAGGACCCAGCUAAGUUAUGUAAUGAAAUUGAACAAACGUAUGGCGAUAAGAUUCAAUGGGCUCCUAAAUUUAACCAAGGAAAGUUGAAGAACAUCGCUUUCCUAAAAGACCCAGAUGGAUACUCUAUCGAAGUUGUCCCACAUGGUUUAAUUGUUUGA